AUAAAGUAAUUAAAAAAAAAAAAAAAAUAGUAAUAGAGAGUAAUGGGUGAAAAUGUAAAGGUGAUUGUUCGCUGUCGGCCAAUGAAUCAAAAGGAAAUCGACAGCAAAUGUGAUACUAUUUUAGAGACUGGGGACUACACUGUUUCAGUAAUAAAUCCCUUGGUUCGCAGUGCACCGAAGAAAAUAUUUCAGUUCGACAGCGUGUAUGAUGGUCUCUCAAAGACGGACACGAUCUACAACGAUAUGUGCUACUCCUUGGUGGAGAGCACUUUGGAGGGCUACAAUGGAACCAUAUUUGCGUAUGGCCAAACAGGAUGUGGCAAAACACACACUAUGCAGGGCGAAGGAUAUUCUGGAGCCGUCGAUAACAACGGCAUCAUACAGAGAUGCUUUGAUCAUAUAUUUGAAACAAUCUCAAUAGCAACGAGUGUUAGGUAUUUGGCUUUAGUGAGCUAUUUGGAGAUUUAUAAUGAGAAUAUAAGAGAUCUAUUAAGUGCGAAUGAAUCGAUUGGGGUAAGGAAUCAUGCGCUGAAGGAUAUACCAGGUGUGGGUGUAACGGUACCAACGUUGACCAGUCAAGCUGUGAUGAAUCCAACCGAUUGUUAUAACUGGCUAAAUGUCGGCAACAAAAAUCGAAUAACAGCCGCAACAUUAAUGAACGAGAAGAGCUCUCGAUCUCAUACCAUAUUCUCAAUAAGUUUGGAGCAAAUUCAAGAAACAUCGACAGUGGGUGACCUGCCAGGGACACCAGUUAUCGGAGGAAUACGUAGGGGCAAACUGAAUCUGGUCGACUUAGCCGGUUCUGAAAGGCAAUGUAAGACAGGAGCAUUUGGCGAGCGAUUGAAGGAGGCAACAAAGAUCAAUUUAUCACUAUCCGCAUUGGGAAAUGUGAUAUCAGCUCUAGUUGACGGUAAAACAAAGCAUGUACCAUACAGAGACUCCAAGCUGACUCGUUUAUUGCAGGACUCCUUAGGUGGCAAUACAAAGACUUUGAUGAUUGCAUGCAUUUCACCUGCUGGAAACAACUACGACGAGACGUUGUCUACGCUGCGGUAUGCCUGUCGAGCAAAGAAUAUAUCGAAUGCGCCUCGAAUCAAUGAGGAUCCUAAGGAUGCUCAAUUGAGGAAGUAUCAAGAGGAGAUCCUCAAUUUGAAGCGCAUGCUCGACGAGAGCCAGCAACAUGAAAGUGUUAUACUGCAUAAGUUUGUUGAGGACAACAACAAGAAUAAGGAGCUGUGGCUGGAAGAGGCUAAAGUAAAGAUGAGACAGCAGAUGAUCGAAGAAAUGAAGGAUAUCCCAGCAGUUGUAAAAAGUGAUCAAUCAAACGAAGCCAUCAACGAAGACUUUCAGUUGCAUGCACGCAAACGGAUUGAUCUCAUCAAACAGGCUCUGAUAGGCGGCGAAAGAGUUGACGACCUGCAACUUCAAGAGCGUCACCGAAUGCGUAAAUUGGAGGCAAAAAGACAUUUAAGUGCCAUUGCCCAUGCUUUAAGUCGUGUGGAGAGUGAGGAUCGGGAUCUGCUUCAAGGUCACUAUGCCAGCAUUCAGCAGGAAAUCAAUAUGAAAAACGAGCGCAUCAAGAAGUAUGCGCAGAAGAUCAAGAUGCUCGAACGUGAAGUCGCUGAUCUAAACUCAGAAUUUCAAAUGGAUCGUGAGGAUUACUUAGACGAGAUUCGUCAACUAGGUCGGCACGUAAAGUUCUACCAACUGCUCUUUUGCAAAGCCCAGCCGAUUCUAAGAAAAACCGGGCGAAACUGGAAUGCGGAAUAUAUAUUGGAAAAUUCGCAUUGGAAUGAUGAUCACAAAACCUGGAAACUACCCAAUGAUAUUGAGAAUAAUCUAAAAUUACCACCAGCCAAUCUUAGAUCUCCAUUUCACAAGCGAAACGUACCUGACAACAAAAACUUGAGUUCCAAUUUAGAUGAUCACUAUAGACGAUACUCUACGGAAUUUGAAGACAGUACAGUUACCAACGAGGAAUCGCCUGAAACAUAUAAAGUGAACAUAGUGAAAAACUACUUUCGGCCAAAUCGUAAAACCAAUGAUCACUGGCUGGAAAGAAUCAAAAGCACACAGACAUACGUUCAUCAAUUCAAGUUACGCCGAAAUGCGCCAUUGUCAAUCAAUGAGUUACAGUCGUCGUAUCAUCAGAAAAAUUUUCAAUUAAGACCAGAUUUUAGCCUAAGGGAAAAUCCGAAAGCGACGGCAGAAGAAAUAGAUAAAGCAAGCUGAAAUCAAAUUUGUUUCAUACGGAUCUUAUU
Molecule: messenger RNA, 2261 nt
Organism: Drosophila navojoa
Lineage: Eukaryota; Metazoa; Arthropoda; Insecta; Diptera; Drosophilidae
Gene: Kif3C
Product: Kinesin family member 3C
Biological process (GO): microtubule-based movement
Molecular function (GO): microtubule binding; ATP binding; microtubule motor activity
Source: RefSeq, a predicted model, not a curated record